AAUUUUCAUUUGAAUUGCUGAAGUUUGGUGGGAUUACUGCACGAAUUGGCGAGAAAAUCGUAAGGUCUCAGGCUCAGCUGUCAAAGUAAAUGAAAAAAUUGAGAAUUUUUCAAAGGAUACAGAGGAAAAUCCGCUCGGAAAAUCGUCGAUCGUCGGGAAAAACCACUCGGAGCGGUCGCAAUGGUGGUUAACAUUCUGUUUACGAUGCAUCGAAAGUGGUAACAGUGAAAAUUGGGCGUUUUUUCCUUCCUUGUAGUUUGGUUUUUCAGUGGGUGUGUGGCCGAGGAUCUUAAGAAAAUUUAAAUUUUGCUGCUCCCCAAAAAAAAGGACCAUACAAGAUGCACGCCGGACUUCCGUAUUACAUCUGCGAUUCGACCCCUCACCUCGGCACUUUCUAAGUACAAACCGUUUUACGAUUUAAAUCGCACGCGCGCGCGCGCGUGACGCUGAUUACCGGCGCGUUUAUUUCGCCGUCGCGGUGACGUCGUCCCGGCCGCCGACGCUGACGUCCAGCAUGGCGACGACGGCGCGACGCCGUCCCGACUCGACGGAUUCCGCCGACGAUGACAUCGCCGCCAUCGCGAAACAGAUCUCGGAUACGGCCGAGGUGAUUUAUCAGAAUUGGAAGUCGAGAAAUUUGGCACCCUCGGAUUUGAUUAACUGUCACGGGGCCGGAGAAACUGCCAAAUUAGGAUCGAUGUUAAAACCGCAACCGCCGGCGAAGCCGUCGAUCGACUUGCUCGCGCAGGCGCCGAACAUGGACAAUAACCGUCUCGAGAAACUGGUGAAAAAUUUCGUGCACGAGGACAAGCAACGGUUGGCGGCUCAGGCGGCCGCUCAGAAAACCUCGAAACCGAUGCCGAGCAGUAUCCAGUACGCGCUUCAGAAGUUCGAGAAGAAUUCGGCGGCACUUGUCGAAAAUGGUUGUGGCAGUCAUCACCAGGCGCAGAAGAAGCUCGGAAGUCCCGUGGGACCGGUGGGGAAGAGAGUGGCCGGAUUUGGUCAACAGGUGACGAUUGAACAGACUUACCAGCCAUCACCACCACCACCACCAUCAUCGACACCAACACAAACCAAACCGCAAAUCGGUCAAAAACCGCAGAUCUUACCAAAACCGCCCCACCUCUCGGAGACCAUUGAAAUGACUUUACCACCGGACAUAUGCCCUUCCGGGUUACAGACGUGGCCACUUAAAAACCGGGUCAUAUCGACCGAGAAUGUCGGAAAAAUAACCGGAAGUACGGUUACUGGCUUGACAUCCGGUCAGGCGGCGGUUCCGGUUACUAGUUUGCCCGGUCAGUCGCAUCAUUUUAAGCCAGUACAGACGGGAGGUGCUAGAACUUAUUGUACCUUGCCUUCGAAAGUUUCUAAGACUACUAUUGAUGAGGUUGAUCUAGAAGAGAAAAGACUAAUAAACGCGCUUAAAAAUGGCGACGUGGUAAACGAGGAUCCAGUCAUAACGCAAAUUCCUUCGAAACACAUUCUCCGGGAGCCAGAAAAAACGUUGGAGGGCACCUCAAAGUGGGGACUAAGAAGUACCCCGAAACGACCGGAACAACAGGUGCCGCAUCCAGAACUGACCUCAAGCCAAAGACUGCAUCUACGUCAAACGGCGGCCAAUCCCGUAAGGCCGUUCCUGACACGUGGUUCCGUAGCUGAGAGGGUGCUGAUUUUCGAAAGGUGUCCCAGCGACCUCCUGUUGGACAAAAGGGCCAGGGCACCUGCUUCACAGCUUAUUAAACCACAGCCACUACCAAAACAACCAUCUCUGCAACACACAACGUUACAAAGACACGUCAAGGCCCAUAGAAAUGUGAAUAUCCCGAGGUUCCAUUAUCCCACGGGAAAACCAGGACCGCCCGGUCAGCUCGAUACCAUUAGAACGAACGUUAAGGCAGCAUUCGCCGGUAUAGGUGAAAGGGCAUCCAGAGAACAUUUCGGAACCAUAGCUCAAGCGUGUCAAUUACCUUUGUACUGGAAAACUCCGUUGUAUCUUGCCGCAUGUGCUGAUAAGGGUGCUUGCACUUUUGAACAGUUUAUGACGUUUUGGCAAGGUAUGGCUUUAUCAUCUCACGACGCUGCGUCAAGGUUCGUUUAUAUACUGACAAGGGGUCGAAGACAGUAUUUAGUUCCUGAAGAUUUCAUUCCUAUGGUGCAAGAUGUCGUCGAAACCCAUCCCGGCCUGACGUUCUUAAAGGAAGCCACUGAAUUUCAUUCGAGAUAUGUACAUACCGUGAUCGCAAGAAUAUUCUAUUGUGUUAAUCGCUCUUGGUCCGCGAAAAUUUCGAUAGCAGAACUAAGAAGAUCAAACUUGCUCGGGGUCAUUCAAGUCUUAGAGGAGGAAGAGGAUAUUAAUCAGAUUACUCAGUAUUUUAGUUAUGAACAUUUCUACGUGAUUUAUUGCAAGUUUUGGGAAUUGGAUAGGGAUCACGAUCUUUUUAUUGAUAAGCAGGAUUUGACUAGGCAUAAUGAUCACGCACUCUCAACUCGCAUCAUUGAUCGUAUCUUCUGUGGGUGCGUAACCAGAGGUCAUAAACGUAACCAGGAGGAAAAAAUGUCGUACACAGACUUCGUUUGGUUCCUACUCAGCGAGGAGGAUAAGAUGCACCCCACCGCCAUCGAGUACUGGUUUCGUUGCAUGGAUCUUGAUGGUGACGGGUACCUGUCGAUGUACGAGCUUGAGUAUUUUUAUGAGGAGCAAAUGCAGAGGAUGGAGAGCAUCGGAAUUGAAACGUUGCCUUUUCAGGAUUGCCUUUGUCAAAUGUUAGAUAUGGUCAAGCCCAAGAUUCCCGGUAAAGUAGCGCUUGCCGAUUUGAAGAGGUGCAAAAUGACCCCGAUAUUUUUCGACACGUUCUUCAAUUUGGAAAAAUAUUUAGACCACGAGCAAAGGGAUCCGUUUGCGUCACAACGGGACCACGAUAUUGACGGAAUGGAAAUGUCAGACUGGGAUAGAUAUGCGGCCGAAGAAUACGAAUUAUUGGUUGCCGAAGAAGGAGGAAACGAUCCCAAUGACAGUCUGGAAUACGAAUGUGGCUUAGAUAGGCUCAUCCGAUGAAGGAAACGAGGAUGUUUUGUCCGAAAACUUGGAAGGUACAUUGGAAUUAUCCGACGACAGUGACUGCAGCAUCUAAUAACUCGAAUAUGAUUUUUUUUUUGAACAAAUAGUUUUUCUAGUCUGAACUGACGAACAAGAGUAUUUUUCGCAUUUUUUUCGCGAUACCGAUCGUCUCGAUUAGAAGUACACCUGUGAAUUUUUAUAUGAAAUUUGCAGCCUAAAAAAGAAAUUACUUCCUAAAAUUGAAGUGCCGCUUUUUUACCUUAGACAGUUAUUAGUAGGUAAUCUAGAGCAUUUAACGUGUGCGGGGUGUAUUAUUUUCUUUUAACACUUAAAAAUUCGGUUGAUAUGAUUCAGCUUCAAGUGCCAUAUUAGUAAAUACAUGAGAGUUAAACAAAGCACCAUGAGACACAAUAGAAGUUUUACUUACGCGCAACUGACAUAGAUUUCGAGUCAACUUUAGUGUGAAUAUUCGGUCCAUCCGUGGUAAUUUCGUAGCUGAAGUUCCCUGCCAGAUUAAAUUCUAUUUCCGUUAGGACCACUUGUGUAGAGUUCGAAUUUGUCAGCUGAAAUGAAAACAGUUACUUUAGCACUCCUUAUUUAUUGUGACAAAGGUUCUUCAACCGUAUAGUAAGGGUAUCGGGUAGAUGAUGACGAAUAGGUUACGUUUACGUUAUUAUUGUCCAUCAGGGUUUUAGAGUAAGUAUUUAUGUUGUUGUUUUAAUUGAAAGGUGUACGGCAAGAAUAGCCGCUAAACCCUUUGUAAAAUAGUUUUAACUUAACGUUAACUGAAUCGGUCAUUUGAGAAACAGCACAUGUCACUUUUAAACCAUUUUACAGAAAAUAAGGUAUUCAAAAUAUGGGUAUUUGCAAAUGCGCGACAUACAAACAUAGAAUAUAAGGAUAUAUUUUUAUUGAAUAAUACGUCAAAAAAACAUAAAAUGAAAAGCAAAACUAAUUAAUGGUCUUCAUUUUCAGUUCUCGGCCAAUUUAUUAUCUCUGUAUAAAAGCCGUGGUGUUCUUCCUUCUGGAAUGUAUGCAAAAAGUCGCUCUAUGUCUUCAAGUUUUUUUUGAAUUUAUCGGAACCUUUCCUUGUAAAUAAGCUGGUUGUUGCACAGGGGUAGGAAGUUGUAAUAAGUUGAAGGUGGCAAAUCUAAAUUUAUGGCUUGUAACCCCGCAAUUAAACGCCUCAAUUACGCCAUUUGAAGAAUAUCUAAAAUGCGUGAAGUUUGAAAUUUGAAAGUAUUUUUGGUCCCUCGGCACACCUCUAACAAGAGAUUCAAUGGACAAAACGUUUUUUUUUAUAGAACUUUGGCCACCAACCUUUAAAAUCAGCAAUAUCUUCAGUUUUUGCAAGUUUUACAAAAUAUUUCGAUUUUUUUGUUGAAUUUACCAUCAUUUCGACGUAUUUCAUUAUUGAGUAGAUUCUAUCAUGUUUUUUAAUCACUCGUUUAAUGGUUGCAAAAUUUCGAUCAUUUGGUAAAAAAGAGUGGCCUCGUUGUGGAAAAUACUGGUUAAUGGUUUCGAAUCGCAUCGUAUGCACCAACGCCAUUAAAAAUCUGAUUAUAGUAUGGUUUCGAUUUUGACCACUACAACUGUCGGAGAAAAUAUGUAGAUGUGUAGUCCCGACUGGAAUUUCAUUCUGCAAAAAGUCCAAAAGAAAUGACGCUACUUCGUUGGGACCCUUUCUUGCGAUACCCUCAUGAUAAAGGUAGAACUUGGCUUUCUGUUUUCCAGCUAAAUUUAUUUCAAAAAUAUUAAGAGUAAGCUGUCUUAAAAAGUUUCUUGUACUGGAACCAGUGGCAAUUGAAGGUUCUGCAUAUAAUCAAAUGUUAUUACGACGGUAUUAUCAUUUUCGGGAUUUUGGGAAAUUUCAGUACAGAGUUUUAGUUUGUUAUAAAAUUUCUUAGCUCUGCGUUUGUGCACCAUUAAUUCCGCAGCAGCGGUUCGUUUAGGAGUAUCAUUCAGCGAGGGACUUUUUAUUUUGACACCUAGUUCUUCGCAUGUCUUUCUUUGCUACUAUAAUGUGAAUUUUUCGUAAGAAAGCUCCUGAUAUGAUCCUCAAUCUGGCAAACUAUAUUUCCUGGAAUUGCAUUUCCAGAAAUACACUUGCCUCUUUUGUCAUUAGGAUGUUUGCCCUCUACAAGUAACUUAGUUAGACGUCGAACUCUAGCAGGUGUAAUUGCGUGAAUGUUAAUAAAAGCCUUUUUGCACACCACGAUUCGUCCAGAUGAGGAUGUUAAAAAGUAUUUAAAUGUGUAAGAUUUCGGUUUAGCUCGCCCUAUAUUCCUUGGCCUUUUAACUUUGACGUUUUGCCAAGACAUUUACGCUUGUAAAUAUGCAUCCUGCUCAUUCUUGGUUGCCAAAAGUCUGAAUUUUUGAAGAAUCUCCUGACGGUCACCUUCGGAACAUCGGUUAUAACACUUUAACUUACAUCUACAAAAAAAAAAUAACAUAACCUUCUUUUCACCCUGUUCUUUAGCAGAAACUACAGCACCUUUAUAAUUAAUAUAUUCUUCACCCUUUAGUCUAGCAUUUUUUAUUAUUUCACACUUGUAUAACUUUCUUUUACCCUUCUUGUUUGUUAAAAUAGUCGGAGCACUAUCAGAGUCACUACCACUUGUUGACGGCAUGGUUUACAAUAACAAACAACACAACAAAAAAUAGCACUACUUAUAAUGCUUUGAGACUAUGAAUUAAUUAUUUUAACUAGUCCAGGCAUUUGAGGCAUAAUUUUAAUUAAAGUGCCUAAAAUGUUUAACUAGUAUAAAUUAAUUAAUUUAAAUAGUCCUGGCAUUUGAGGCAUAAUUUUAAUUAAAGUGCCUGAAACCUAGAGCUGAAAUGCCUGGAAUUGUAAAAUAAUUGAAAUUGAAACGUCACUAAUAAGCACGACUGCUUGAAAUAAUUUCAACGUAAACUUUAACUAUAAAUUACUUAUUUAAUUAUUAAUUUUAAGUCCAGACAUUUGAGGCAGAAUUUUAAUUAAAGGGCCCGAAAUCUACAUCUCGACUGCCUAGAAUUUUAAAAAUGAUUUAAAUAUAAACGUCAAUAAUAAAUUCGUUAAUUAAUUAUUCCAGGCAUUUAGGUCAUAAUUUUAAUGAAAGUAGUUGAAAUGGUAAGAAAUCUACAGUACGAAUGUCUGAAAUUGUCAAAUAGUUUUAACUUGAACGCUAACUAUAAAUUAAUUAAUUAAACUAGUCCAGGCAUUUGAGGCAUAAUUUUAAUUAAAGUGCCUGAAACCUAGAGCUGAAAUGCCUGGAAUUGUAAAAUAAUUGAUAUUGAAACGUCACUAAUAAGCACGACUGCUUGAAAUAGUUUCAACGUAAACUUUAACUAUAAAUUACUUAUUUAAUUGUUAAUUUUAAGUCCAGGCAUUUGAGGCAGAAUUUUAAUUAAAGGGCCCGAAAUCUACAUCUCGACUGCCUGGAAUUUUAAAAAUGAUUUAAAUAUAAACGUCAAUAAUAAAUUCGUUAAUUAAUUAUUCCAGGCAUUUAGGUCAUAAUUUUAAUGAAAGUAGUUGAAAUGGUACGAAAUCUACAGUACGACUGUCUGAAAUUGUCAAAUAGUUUUAACUUGAACGCUAACUAUAAAUUAAUUAAUUAAACUAGUGCAGGCAUAAUUUUAAUUAAAGUGCCUAAAAUGUUUAACUAGUAUAAAUUAAUUAAUUUAAAUAGUCCAGGCAUUUGAGGCAUAAUUUUAAUUAAAGUGCCUGAAACCUAGAGCUGAAAUGCCUGGAAUUGUAAAAUAAUUGAAAUUGAAACGUCACUAAUAAGCACGACUGCUUGAAAUAAUUUCAACGUAAACUUUAACUAUAAAUUACUUAUUUAAUUGUUAAUUUUAAGUCCAGGCAUUUGAGGCAGAAUUUUAAUUAAAGGGCCCGAAAUCUACAUCUCGACUGCCUGGAAUUUUAAAAAUGAUUUAAAUAUAAACGUCAAUAAUAAAUUCGUUAAUUAAUUAUUCCAAGCAUUUAGGUCAUAAUUUUAAUGAAAGUAGUUGAAAUGGUAAGAAAUCUACAGUACGACUGUCUGAAAUUGUCAAAUAGUUUUAACUUGAACGCUAACUAUAAAUUAAUUAAUUAAACUAGUCCAGGCAUAAUUUUAAUUAAAGUGCCUGAAAUGUUUAACUAGUAUAAAUUAAUUAAUUUAAAUAGUCCAGACAUUUGAGGCAUAAUUUUAAUUAAAGUACCUGAAACCUAGAGCUGAAAUGCCUGGAAUUGUUAAAUAAUUGAAAUUGAAACGUCACUAAUAAGCACGACUGCUUGAAAUAAUUUCAACGUAAACUUUAACUAUAAAUUACUUAUUUAAUUGUUAAUUUUAAGUCCAGGCAUUUGAGGCAGAAUUUUAAUUAAAGGGCUCGAAAUCUACAUCUCGACUGCCUGGAAUUUUAAAAAUGAUUUAAAUAUAAACGUCAAUAAUAAAUUCGUUAAUUAAUUAUUCCAGGCAUUUAGGUCAUAAUUUUAAUGAAAGUAGUUGAAAUGGUAAGAAAUCUACAGUACGACUGUCUGAAAUUGUCAAAUAGUUUUAACUUGAACGCUAACUAUAAAUUAAUUAAUUAAACUAGUCCAGGCAUAAUUUUAAUUAAAGUGCCUGAAGUCUCCAAUUAGACUGCUUGGAAUUGUUAAAUAAUUUAACUUGAAACAUCAUUAAGAAAUUAUUCCAGGCAUUUAGAUCAUUAUUUUAAUUAAAGUGAAACGGUAAGAAAUAUAAAGCGCCUAUUUCCAAGGGUCUCUGUGUACCAAAACUGUCAUAUCCCCUAACGCUUUUCUUUCUUUACAUUCAUUCACAAGAUUAAAAGGCAAUAAUACACCUUCAUAAGUAGUCUUUAGACUUAAGAAUCUAAUAAAUAUAACCCCAAAGCACAAAAUGAUAUAGUGUGAUGUUUUCUAAGCAAGAAAAAAAUAAUAAUUUUGUAUCCUUGAAUGGGCUCGAAAUAGUUUUUUAUGCGAUCCUCAAAGGUGCGCUAUACUAUUCGUCUUUAAUCACUAUGAACUUUUUGUAAUUGUUGUUUUAAAUUGAAUAGUCAAUAUUAUAUAGCGGAUCAGUAGGAAAAUGUAUGAACUUAAUUUUUAACGUGGUUGUAUUAGUUAGUUGUUCAUAAAUGAUAACGGUGAUGCUGUUAGAUGAAUUGUAAUUUAUUUGACAUUCCGCCCUGGGUUUCAGCACCUCCUAAACCUUUCGCUACAUGACUAAAUAGUUCACGUCAUGGAGGCAUCAAGAUUUAAUUAAAGUCAACCGAUCAGAAUAAAGAGGGGUGCCGAAUCCUAUAGUGGAAUGUCAGAAUCCACCUUUGAUACGGUUUCUACCCAAAAAACUGUUUUUUUUAGGGAUUUCCUUAAACAAAAAGUAUAAUAGGCCAAUUGGUUUUACAUUACUUACAGAUAGCAUCAUUGUUGCAGUUUUUUUACAUUAUAUCACUUUUUAGAUAUGUUAUAAUAUAUAAUCGGCGUUUUUUUUUUUAAUUAUUUAUUAUUAAAGUUUAGCUUAAGUGUUGUAAUUUUUAUAGUUUAAGAUAUUUAUUGGACGAACAUGGGUAUACUUGUAUGCUGUUUUGAAUGCGUUAAGUUGUUUUCUUUUUUUUUGUUAUUUCAGUUUAAAUAGCUUUAUACGCGUGUGGAAGGUUACGAAUUUUUUAAGACUGUAUCCACACACUCGGUAGGAAUAUACUACAUCAUUAAUUAUUUUUUUUUAGAUUUUAAAUACAUUGAAUGCACUUUCUAAUAUUAUAUUUAUUAUUAAUUGACUAGAAAUUUUAGUAUUUUUUGAAUUUAUUAAAAAACUUGUAGUACAGAGGGUUCAGUUUAAGUGUGCUCUAAACGUGAGUAUUGAAUAUAGUAAGCUCUGAUGACGGCUACUUUUGUAAUGAAACAUCAGAUAAAGUACAAUAAAUAAGUUUUCCAUUUAUUUUGGAGUCACUUAAAUCGGACACCUUGUAUAUAUUGGAAAAUUUUAUAACCUUUUUAGAUAAACGUGUUUUAAUAGUUAAUACCAAAUUUACUUUUUACGACACACGAAUAACUUAAACGUAUUAUUCUUUAGUACGUAUUUUUCCAAUGAACAUAUUUUAGUUUGCAUCGCAGCUAAUGAUCUAUCGUAUUCAUUAUUUAACUAAAUUUCUUUAUUUCUUUUAACAGUUAGGAUAUUAUUAUUAAAUUGAAUUUCUUGACUAGUCAUUUUGUCUAUAUAUAUAACAUUGUAUAAAUCUUUAUUAUACUGGUUUUCAUUUU
Molecule: messenger RNA, 9278 nt
Organism: Anthonomus grandis grandis
Lineage: Eukaryota; Metazoa; Arthropoda; Insecta; Coleoptera; Curculionidae
Product: serine/threonine-protein phosphatase 2A regulatory subunit B'' subunit beta-like
Exons: 16
Coding region: 515-3055 (846 amino acids)
Biological process (GO): protein dephosphorylation
Cellular component (GO): protein phosphatase type 2A complex
Molecular function (GO): calcium ion binding; protein phosphatase regulator activity
Source: RefSeq, a predicted model, not a curated record